This is a messenger RNA of Tetrahymena thermophila SB210, 1443 nucleotides long. RefSeq names its product metallo-beta-lactamase family protein. The transcript is spliced from 3 exons. Gene Ontology annotation, biological process: hydrogen sulfide metabolic process; glutathione metabolic process. The record is from RefSeq and is a predicted model, not a curated record. Gene Ontology annotation, molecular function: sulfur dioxygenase activity. Lineage: Eukaryota; Ciliophora; Oligohymenophorea; Hymenostomatida; Tetrahymenidae.
AUGGACCCAAAGUUAUUAGUUAAAGAAGGCAAAAGCUACUAUAUUUAAUAGUUCUUCACAGGAUGCUUAGCAGAGAUGGCUUACUACAUCGAAUCAGAUAAAGUUGCUGUCAUCAUUGAUCCCAUGAGAGAUUAUCAAAGAUACAUCGACUUACUCAAUCAAAGAGGAGCUACUUUAAAGUAUGUAAUUGAAACUCAUUUCCAUGCAGAUUUUGUUUCCAGCCAUCUCGAUAUCGCAAAAAUCACUGGUGCCACUAUUGUUUUUGGUCCUACUGCUUCUCCCAAGUAUGAGAUUAAAGUUGCCUCAGAUGAAGAAAUCCUUGAAAUUGGCUCUGUCAAGCUUUAAGUUCUUCAUACUCCUGGCCAUACUCCCGAAAGCAGCUGCUAUUUAUUACUUGAUGAAAACAACACUGCUUAAUGCGUUUUCACUGGUGAUACACUCUUCUUGGGUGAUGUCGGCAGACCUGAUUUAGCAUGCAAUAGCAAUGUGACCAAAGAAGAUUUGGCUGGCUAGCUCUUCGAUUCUUUGAGAAGCAAAAUUUUCAAAUUGCCAAGAGACAUUAUUGUUUAUCCCGCUCAUGGUGCUGGCUCAUCUUGUGGUAAAAAUAUUUCUGAUGGUACCUUUGAUACUCUCGAAAACUAAUUCAAGACCAACUGGGCCCUCUAAGAGAGUGUCACUAGAGAAGAAUUCGUUUCCAGAUUAGUAAAGAUUUCUGCUCCUCCUUAAUAUUACUUCUAUGAUGCAAGAAUCAACAGAGAAGGAUACGAAAGUUUAGACAUCGUUUUAGAAAGAAGCACCAAGGCUUUGACUGUAGAUCAAGUAAAGCAAGAAGUACAAGAUGGAGCUAUCAUAGUCGAUGGCAGAUCUAAUCAAGAUUAUGUUCAUGAAUUCAUUCCUGGUUCUUUCUUCCUUUCAUUAGGUAUGCCCUUCGCCUAAUGGAUCGGAACAUUGAUCAAACCCGAAACAAAGUUAAUCAUUGUCGCUCCUGCUGGCUAAGAAAAGGAAGCUAUUGUCAGACUUGCAAGAAUCGGAUAUCACACUGUCUUGGGUUACCUUGACGGAGGAAUUAAUGCUUGGAAAAAUGCUGGUUUGCCUUUAGAUCACUCAAAGGACGUUACUGCUGAAGAUUUUGUUGAAAACUUAUCAAAUGGUAUCUAUGCUAUCGAUGUUAGAAAGCCUGACGAAUUAAUUAAUGGUGGAUCUGUUAAAGGAUUAAAGAACGUUGAAUUGACUGUUCUUGAAGCUGAAUUAACAAAAAAUCCUAACUUGUUCCCUAAAGAUUAAGAUUUGUAUAUUAUGUGCAGAUCUGGACAAAGAUCAGUUGUUGCUAUUAGCAUUUUAAAGAAAUUCGGUUAUGACAAAUUGAUCAACGUUGCUGGAGGCUUCAUUGCUGUUGAAAAAACUGGAGCUUCCGAAGUUGUUGGCCCUACUUGUACAAACUGA